Molecule: messenger RNA, 4820 nt
Organism: Microcebus murinus (gray mouse lemur)
Lineage: Eukaryota; Metazoa; Chordata; Mammalia; Primates; Cheirogaleidae
Gene: SHC4
Product: SHC adaptor protein 4
Biological process (GO): cell surface receptor protein tyrosine kinase signaling pathway; intracellular signal transduction
Cellular component (GO): plasma membrane
Molecular function (GO): receptor tyrosine kinase binding
Source: RefSeq, a predicted model, not a curated record
GAUCCGAGGAGCACGGACCGACCGCGAGUCGGCGAACAAUGCGGAGCGGCGCGGGCCACUAGCGCUCCCGGCUGGCGGCCCCGAACGGGUGCAAGGCAAGGUCUUCCAAGACCGGGCGGGAUCAGCGAACGCAGGCGGAAGGACCUUUGGCUCAUACACACAUUUCUUUUUGUUUUGUUUUAAAAGGAACAAUCACUGGAACAAAUAAAGGGUUAAUAGGCCAGUCAUUGCCCCGCCCCCCCCCGUGGGAGCCGCAGGGAGCAGGUUGGAAAGUUCCUGCGUGCAGAAGGGGAGGCCGGGGGUGGGGGCGCUCAGUACUUCUGCUGGGCUCCCGCAGGGAUGCGGUGGGACCGCUCGGCCCGGUUCCGAGCCUGAGAGUUGGCCGUGCGCGAGCCCCACCGCCGGGAGCCUGGGGCCGGGCUCUGCUGCUUGCAAGGAAUCCAAGGCGAGGACAGCGGGGGCCGCUGCCCGGGCCAGGGAGGGGCUGAAUCAGAGCUGGGGAGGCGCUUCCCACCCCCACCCCCGUCCCCCCCGCCCCGCCGGGGCUGUCACCCUUGAGGGGCCGAGCCGAGCCGGGCGAGGGCGCAGGCGGAGUUGGAGAGGUGGCUGCCUCGAGUUGCACGGGGCGUUGAGGCUUCUGAUGUCCGCACCGUUCAUCUCCUGGGCGCGGAGGCGAUUAGUGCAACCGUAUCCUGUUUCAGCGCCGCCAAGGCUAUGCGAGACCGCGGCCAGGACGGCCUGGCAGGACUCGCGCUGUAUGUAGGACUCUUCGGACACCCCGGGAUGCUGCACAGGGCCAAGUACAGCCGCUUUCGGAACGAGUCCAUCACGUCCUUGGACGAAGGCUGCCCCGGAGGGAGCUCCGUUGGGAACAAGGGCUCACAGCAGCCUCCCUACCCCGCCCUGGCACCUCACCUGCCGGCGGAAGAUGCCACCCAGCCGUCCCGGGAGAGCCCCACCCCGCUGUGCACCUUGAUCCCCCGCAUGGCGAGCAUGAAGCUGGCCAACCCGGCCACUUUGCUGAGUCUCAAAAACUUUUGCCUGGGUACCAAAGAGGUGCCCCGGCUGAAGCUCCAGGAAAGCCAGGAGCCGGCUCCCAGCAGCCCGGCUUCCCCAGAAACCAGCCUAAGUCGGGCUGGGUCUGCACUGCCACCGCAGCCGGACCUGGUGGGGCACAGGGCAAGCGCCUUAACCCCCGCCGAUGCGUCCCCACUUCCCGGCCCUGGGGAGCCAACCGUCAGGAGCAGGCAGGACAGGCACUUUCUGCAGCACCUGUUGGGGAUAGGCUUGAACUACAGUGUGAGGUACAUGGGCUGUAUUGAAGUGCUGCAGUCAAUGAGGUCACUGGAUUUUGGAAUGAGAACCCAAGUUACAAGGGAAGCAAUAAGUCGCCUGUGUGAAGCUGUCCCUGGGGCAAAUGGAGCCAUUAAAAAGCGAAAGGCUCCAGUUAAGUUCCUAUCAACAGUUCUUGGCAAAAGUAAUCUUCAGUUUUCGGGAAUGAAUAUAAAACUGACCAUCUCAACAUGCAGCCUCAUAUUGAUGAAUCUUGACAACCAACAGAUUAUUGCAAAUCAUCAUAUGCAGUCUAUUUCAUUUGCCUCUGGAGGGGACCCUGAUACCACAGACUAUGUUGCCUACGUAGCUAAAGAUCCAGUUAAUCAACGAGCCUGUCACAUACUGGAAUGCCGCAAUGGAAUGGCCCAAGAUGUCAUAAGUACCAUAGGGCAGGCUUUUGAACUCCGGUUUAAACAGUACUUGAAAAAUCCUUCUUUGAAUACUUCUUGUGAAAGUGAGGAGGUGCAUAUUGAUGGCCACACUGAGGAGAGAGAAGAUCAUGAGUAUUACAAUGAAAUUCCAGGGAAGCAGCCACCUGCAGGUGGUGUUUCAGAUGUGCGGAUCAAAGUUCAGGCCACAGAAAAAAUGUCUUACUGCCCCAUACGUUGUGAAAAGUUGUGCUAUUUGCCUGGAAACUCCAAGUGCAGCAGUGUAUACGAGAACUGUUUAGAACAAAGCAAGGCAAUAGGUAACGCCCAUGAGAGAGGGGUGCCGUCCCAGCGAGACGCCUCGUCAAUGAAGCACACGUGUCGAGUGGAUCUCUUUGACGACCCCUGCUACAUUAAUACGCAGGCUCUUCAAAGUACACUGGGCUCUGCUCGAAAUCAAGGCUCAGCGGGGAGCCCGUGGCACUGUGGAAAGCCACCAGAAACUGUUCAGCCAGGUGCCACAGCCCAGACUGCCAGCUCACAUUCCUUGCCACACAUUAAGCAGCAGCUGUGGAAUGAAGAGUGCUACCACGGCAAGCUGAGCAGGAAGGCGGCAGAGAGCCUCCUGGUGAAGGAUGGGGACUUUUUGGUUCGAGAGAGUGCAACAUCCCCUGGCCAAUAUGUGCUGAGUGGACUACAGGGAGGCCAGGCAAAACAUCUUCUCCUGGUGGAUCCUGAAGGCAAGGUGAGGACCAAGGAUCAUGUAUUUGAUAAUGUCGGCCACCUUAUCAGAUACCAUAUGGACAAUAGUUUGCCAAUCAUCUCUUCUGGAAGUGAAGUAAGCCUUAAACAACCAGUGAGAAAAGAUACUAACCCGGUACUUUCGAAUUCCAACAAAUGACAAUAUUGAAGCACCAUCAAGAAACUCCCAUUUUGUGUCAGGACACAAAGUUAAUUCAAACUUUGCUUCUACAUAAAAUAGAGCACAAACUGUGAAACCAAACAUCUUUCUGAAACCAACAUGGACUAGGUCCUUUAUAAAACAAAGAACAAAAUUUGAUCUUUAGAAAUGAAAAUCAGAAAAGAGGAAGAGGAUCGGUCUAUUUGAAAAGAAAUUAUACAUAUGCACGGAUGUCACUUUUUAAGGUCAUAUAACAGUGAUAACAAGCUAAAAGCACAACUAAAAUUUCACAUGCUAAAGACAACUUGAAUGAACUGCUAGGGCAGUGGUAUGUGCCUUUCAACUUGAUAAUUUGGGGACACUUUCAUAUUGGGGAGAUUAAUUCUAUGUGUCUUCAUGUUCUAUAACUAUGGAACCAUUUGCCAAAAAAAAGUUUUUCUUGCUACAAAAGAUGAGAAGCAAUUUGCUUGAUACUGACUUUGUUACAUUUUCUGUUUAGUAGCAUUUUCCACUGCAAUAUUAAAAUAAAUAUGACACUGAAGUCAGACUGUGUCUAUGUCACUGGAAUCAAAUCAAAAGCCACUGAAAGCAUCGGUCUGUUUCAUUGCAUUUGCUGAUUAAAGGGUUGGGGCCCAAAUUCUCUGGCCUUGUAUUUCUCAAUCUUUGCUGUUAGGACUGUUUGUAUACAGCAUGUGAGAAGCUCACGAGGCCAAAUCUACCAGUCAUUUCUGAUUUUAUCAUAUUCUUCCCUUCUUCCUGCUAAGAGAAAAGCUCAUGAGUACUUGGAUUUAAAAGAUGGCAGACAAAACCUGUGUUCCUCAUAUUCAACAUCCAAAUUGGUUUCAUUCUUAGUGAAAGUACAGAAUUUAUGUGAAAGUAUAGGGGAAUUUCCUCUUGAUUGGCUGCCACUGAAUCAUAGUCUGUCACCUACAUGUGCGCUUAGCACCUCUUCUAGGUAUGAUCAGACAAAAUGCAGAAUGGAGAAAACAUAUGAAUGAAGCAGUUGCAAAGGUUUGCCACAUCUAGACCCACUGGGAAGCUGAUAGUGUAAUUAAGCCAAGCACUGGGCUGGGGCUCAUCAAUGUGACCUUGAGCAAGUUGCUGUACCUGUUUGGAUUCCAGUCUCCUUGUCUACAAAGUGAGGGAGCUGGAUUAGGUGAAUUCAGAGGUCCACUUCAGUCCUAACAUAGUAUGAGUCUGUGAAAAGUAAGUUUUUCAUCUCUUAGGGGUUGACAGUGAUACCAGUUUGUAUAGUUAAGGUAAAAAAUUAAGUUUUUUUCUUCAUGCCUAUAUUCACAGAAUGAAUGGCAUAACUGAGAUCAACAUUCACAUAGUCUAGAUCCCAAACCUUUCAGUCUACAACUUUGGAAUAAUAUAGUUAAUGAUGGUAGAAGCAGAUUUGGUUUGUUUUGAGUAGCUGAAAACUGCUUCAGUCCUUUGCAUAUGGAGAUAUGGGCAAUUCUAUAGAGUGUGUGUGUAUGUGUGUGUGUGUGUGUGUGUGUGUGUGUGUGUGUGUGUGUGUGUUUUUAUCCUGAGUUAUCUGGACAAUUGCCUUAAUUCUAUUUCAUUUUGGCUAUGUAGAUACAAGUUAAUCUUUGUGAUUGUGAUAUAGUUGCUAAAUUUUAAAUAAAAUAUGGGAAAUUUUCAGAUAGAAAUCAACAGUAACCAAGCACACCGAACUCUAAUAUUUUUAUGUAAAGCUUAUAAUUUUAUUUCUACUGCCAUUGAUUUUUUAGAUAGGUUUGUUUCCUUUUAUACAACUAGGAAAUAAUGCAUUUUCAUCAGUUUUCCAUAUUCUUUAGUUCUUGAUCAUUUGUCCUCAUAAAGAGGAUCAACAUGGGUGUGGAUAAUUGAAAUUUAUGGGUAAUCUAACCACUUUUAUUAGAGACAGGGCAGGCCUGUGGUCUCAGUUUGGCUGUGCAGAAUAUUAACUAGAUAACAAGAAAGAGUGCCUGAUACAAAUAGAUGCAAGAGUUUAAAUGGUGUGAGCAGUGCACAUGGAUAAUCAGUAUUUGAUUGUAAUGGUAUAGUAGUUAGAUAAGCAACUACUGCACUUACAAAUACCACAGACACAGUUAAAACAAACAAAAGAACAAAAGAAAUGUCUGCAUGCUAUUUUAAUCUCACAUUUUUAUCUUCAUCUGUCUUAAAGUGGAAAUCCCUUUCUAUAAAUACUUGUGACUUUUUUAAAAAAAUAAAUGCUCUGUGAAAACUGA